CAGGCAUACGUGCACUGCCCCGAGGAACACUCGACAACGAGUUUUUACCAAAGAAACAACCAGUCCACGUUUUCGUCCGGUGCUCUGGUGCACGGAAGCAACGCGUUGCAGAGAACAGAUAGCAUUCCACGAUGCGACUAACGAGCGCAUUCUUCUUGCCGGGAUGUUACUUCUUGACUUUGGCACUCGUAAGCGGAGCACCAAGACCGGAAGAACCAACGUUCGAGCUUCCGGUACAAUUGAUCGGCUUCCCGGUGAUCGUUGCUGCUGUCAGGAUCACCAAUUUCGUGAAAAAACUCGCGUACUCGUUGAAUCCAGAGACUUACGUCAACAGAGUUAAACGAGCCCUGCCUUUGGUACACGACGAAGAAAUUCUAGACGUCGGACAGGUGGAGAAGAAAUUAGUAUCCGAACUUGGAAACAAUGUCUGCGUCUACGAGAGAAUCUGCGCCAGAUACGCGAGCAAAACUUUGCAGAAACGAAGUCGCGAACGUGUCCUCGAUUGGGAUGUCGUGUUCAGGGAAUACAAGUCUUCGCCGAAUCCGAUGAAGGAGAAUUAUUUAUUGAGCGUGUUCCUGGGCGACAUCAUAGGCAGCCCCCGGCUCUGUCAUCAGCUGGCAAAGAGAGGAAGAGGCUGCGAUCAUGACACGAUCCCGGAUUAACUGUAAACCAUCGUCUAUGCGGUGCGAAAUUGAACUGC
Osmia lignaria (orchard mason bee) is the source of this 700-nucleotide messenger RNA. RefSeq lists its product as uncharacterized. The record is from RefSeq and is a predicted model, not a curated record. Lineage: Eukaryota; Metazoa; Arthropoda; Insecta; Hymenoptera; Megachilidae.